Westerdykella ornata is the source of this 2169-nucleotide messenger RNA. RefSeq names its product zf-UBP-domain-containing protein. Bases 112 to 2169 code for a protein of 685 amino acids. Gene Ontology annotation, cellular component: cytoplasm. Gene Ontology annotation, molecular function: ubiquitin protein ligase activity; zinc ion binding. The transcript is spliced from 2 exons. NCBI's taxonomy places the organism in Eukaryota, Fungi, Ascomycota, Dothideomycetes, Pleosporales, Sporormiaceae. The record is from RefSeq and is a predicted model, not a curated record. Gene Ontology annotation, biological process: Ras protein signal transduction; protein ubiquitination.
GACCUGCCGAGCAGCAACCAGCAACGACAUCCAAACCGCAAACACCACCUCUCUCGCAAGAUCCAUCACCAGUUCCCAUACUGAAAUGCGCAGACUGGACGCACCGUUCUCAUGCCUGCGUAUUUCUUCCACAUCACCCUUGAGAUCCACUCGCCUACCUUCGCUGUAGGGUCCAACACCGACAUCUUCCGUUCCAACCUCCCCGGUCACUCUAAGAACGCCUCUGACGCUCCAUCUGAGUCCUCCGGCGCGAAACCAGUCGAUUCUUCAUCUCCCUCUGCAUAUCAUAGAAAGGGUUCUGGGCCGGCAGAAUCCAGUACCCUCGUGCCCUUUCCUCAAUCCCCCGUGAGAAAAACAUAUCGUGGAGCAAGCAAUUCCGCAGCCCAGGAUUGGAGGUACGACUGCAUCACAAUUCAAAGCAUCGAUAUGCCUGGUGCUGGGGACGCGAAAAGUCGGUCUGGUUCGAAGUCGCAGAAGCAACCAUCUCGGACACCCAACGCUGGGGGUUUGGCUACAAAGGGGAGCUUCAUACCUCUAAAUGUAAAGGACACGGAUGUGGGGUGGGGAGUGGUUCACUUGUAUCGGGAUGGACAGGAAACACCCGGGCUCUAUGACGAUGUGCGAGCGUCGGCGAAGGACUUCAAAGAGGAGGAUUGCACGACGCUGUGUAUCCUUGCGGUUCCGUCGUAUAUGACGCCGGCGGAUUUUCUGGGCUUUGUGGGGGAGCAGACGAGGGAGGAUGUCAGCCAUUUCCGACUUAUCAAGACGAGCAGGGCGAACAAGUACAUGGUGUUGAUGAAGUUUCGGAAGGCGAAGAAGGCGCGGCAGUGGAGGAAGGAGUGGAAUGGGAGGGCUUUCAAUAGCAUGGAGUCAGAGUACUGCCAUGUCGUUUUCGUCAAAUCGAUCAACUUCCAGACGACAGACCCCAAGUCCGACACAUCGAGCUACCCCGAUCUGACCAACGACCCAUUUACUCCAGCCCCCCGCAACCAACCCACCGCUCCGGCCCCCACAGGCGCCUCGCCGGUGGAGUCCUCAUUGGCAUCCUCACUGACCACCAAACCUCUCGCACCGCCCACCCCUUCUCUCGUUGAACUCCCCACCUGCCCCGUGUGCCUCGAGCGCAUGGACGAAACCACCGGCCUCCUCACCAUCCUCUGCCAACACGUCUUCCACUGCGCCUGCCUCGAGAAAUGGCGCGGCAGCGGCUGCCCCGUCUGCCGCUACACUCAGCACGACGCCUUUGGCGCCCGCGCCGGCGAGUCCUGGGACCCUGAGAAAGAGAAGCUAUGUAGCGUCUGCGCCUCGACGGAGAACCUGUGGAUCUGCCUCAUCUGCGGCAACAUCGGGUGCGGCCGGUACGACUCCGCUCACGCGUUUGCGCACUACGAGGAGACGGGGCAUUCGUUCGCCAUGGACAUUGUGACGCAGCAUAUCUGGGACUAUGCGGGGGAUGGGUACGUGCACCGGAUCCUGCAGCAUCAGGCGGAUGGGAAGCUGGUCGAUCUACCGGCUUCGAAUUCCACCCUGAGGGACAUGGAUGGUGCGGCGGUGACGGGGGCCGAGAGUGUGCCGCGGGAGAAGCUGGAUAAUAUGGGCAUGGAGUAUGCGCAUCUCUUGACGAGCCAGUUGGAGUCUCAGCGCAUGUAUUUUGAGGAGCAGGUGCAGAGGGCGGUGGAUAAGGCGGCCAAGGCGGUGGCGGCGGCGGAGAGCGCGGAAAGGAAAGUGGGAGGGUUGGAGAAGGAGUUGGCGGAGCUGAAGAGGAGGCACGAAGAGGCGACGCAGCAGAUGCGGACGCUGGAGAAGGAGUCGGCGAGGCAGGAGAAGAAGGCUGCGCAGGCGGCGGAGCUGGCGCGACGGUUGACGAAGCAGGUGCAGGAGGAGAGGGUGGUGAAUGAGAGUUUGAUGACGCGGAUCCGGUUCCUGGAGGGCCGGAAGGACGAGGUGGAGAGGGAGAAUGAGGGGUUGAGGAGGGAGAAGGGGGAGCUCGAGGAGCAGAAUCGGGAUUUGAGUUUUUUCAUUAGUGGGCGGGAGAGGUUGAGGGAGAUGCAGGGGGAUGGGGGGUUGGGGCUUGAGGAGGAGGAGGUUAAGGGGGCGUAUUUGGAGGUUGGGGAGCGGGGGGAGGGGGUGAAGGGGAGGAGGAGGGGGAAGGGGAAGGGGAGGAAGUAG